AUGGCUGAUAAUCGUGUUGGGGAUGCACCAUCCCUGUGGUGUGUCUCACGUGAGGCAGCCACGGCCAGCUGGGCCCUGGGAGCCGUCCUCGCCGUGCUGGCCUCACUCAUCAUCGUUGCCAACGUGCUGGUGGCCAUUGUCCUGCUCUGCCACAUCCGGAAGAGCGGCUCCAAGGGGCUCUGUUUUGUCCUCAAUCUUGCCUUGGCGGAUGCCACGGUUGGUUUCACAGUCAUGGGCCUGGCCAUAGACGAGCUUUCCCAGCCCUUUCAUGCUUCCCAGAACUUUUGCAUCCUGAGAAUGGCUUUUGUGACCUCUUCCUGUGCUGCCUCCAUCCUGUCCCUGAUCCUGGUUGCAUGUGACAGGCACCUGGCAAUCCGGAAGCCUUUCCACUAUUUCCAGCUGGUGACAGGCCCGCGAGUCGGGCUGUGCUUGGUGGGGCUCUGGCUGUUUGCUGCCAUCAUCGGCUUCCUCCCGGUCUUCAUCCCAAGCUUCCAGAGGAUCUCCAACCAUUGGAAAUGCUCCUUCUUCAACCUCUUCCAGCCUUCCUACAUGCUCACCAUGUUCUGCCUUGGCUUCUUCCCCUCACUCUUCCUCUUCCUCUACCUCUACUGUGACAUGCUGAAAAUCGCCUCGGUGCACGUGCAGCACAUCCAGGAGGUGGAGCAGGCGGGGCUGGGUGGGGGCUGUCCCCCACCCCGUGCCACCAGUGACAUGAAGGCCAUGCGCACGGUGGCCGUGCUCAUUGGGUGCUUCACCCUCUCUUGGCUGCCCUUCUUCAUCGCCAGCGUCGUGCAGAUGGCCUGCCCUGAGUGCUUCCCCUACAAAGUCAUUGAGAACUUCCUCUGGCUGCUGGGGCUGGGCAACUCCCUCCUGAACCCACUGCUCUAUUCCUACUGGCAGAGGGACGUGCAGCUCCAGCUCUCCCAGCUGGCUGCAGGUGUGAAGAGGAGAGUCCUGCUCCACCUGGGCAAUGGACGCUGUUUCCCUGGCAGAGACACCAAGGCUCCUCCUGCGGUGUCCUGCCUGGAGCUCCAGGACUGACUUGGUAAGCAGUGGCUGUCUCUGGCUUGCCAGCUCCCCUCCUGCGCUGUGACCCUG
This is a messenger RNA of Haemorhous mexicanus (house finch), 1098 nucleotides long. RefSeq names its product G protein-coupled receptor 119 (gene GPR119). The record is from RefSeq and is a predicted model, not a curated record. The coding region runs from base 1 to 1041 and encodes 346 amino acids. Lineage: Eukaryota; Metazoa; Chordata; Aves; Passeriformes; Fringillidae. Gene Ontology annotation, molecular function: G protein-coupled receptor activity; phosphatidylcholine binding. The transcript has a single exon. Gene Ontology annotation, cellular component: membrane. Gene Ontology annotation, biological process: G protein-coupled receptor signaling pathway.